Molecule: messenger RNA, 615 nt
Organism: Lepus europaeus (European hare)
Lineage: Eukaryota; Metazoa; Chordata; Mammalia; Lagomorpha; Leporidae
Gene: TMEM225
Product: transmembrane protein 225
Exons: 3
Coding region: 1-615 (204 amino acids)
Biological process (GO): negative regulation of phosphatase activity
Source: RefSeq, a predicted model, not a curated record
AUGGUGUAUAUAUCAAGCAGAAAUAUGCAGGCCAUCAACAUGCUCUCCUCCUCCUGGGCCACAGUCUUGUUGACAAUAGGAAUCAUCGUGGAUGAAUGGGUGGAGCUGAUCCCCAAAAGACAAAAGAUCAAGGUGAACCACAGUCCAUGGAUGACAUGCUGCAUUACUACUUGGCCAGAAGUGAUUUCCCAGGCCCUGGCCUCACUACAGCUCUGCUUCCCCACAGGUGAGCUGGAAAGAAUCCGGAUGAUGAUGAUUGCAGUCCUCGGCAUUUCCUUCUCCCUUAACUUGAUCCUGGGUCUGGAAUUCACCUAUGUGAUUCCUCAGAACAUAUAUAUGCACCUCCUCACUGCCACCGAAGGUCUCCUCUCAGGAAUCAUCUCUCUCAUACAGUGCAAGCAGUCCAUAAAUUGCAGCACCUGGCUGCACCUCACUAAUCCUGCCAAGGAACGUGAGAAUACACAGCUGCCUAAGACUUCUGUCCAGGUGAUGUCAUUACCAGAAAACACCAUAAUGCCUCGCAGCAUUGUCCGCAUGCACUCCUCCAUAAGCUCGAAGGAAGAUAUUCCAAGCAAAUCACAAGUCCAGACGCGUCGUGUGACCUGGGCUUUAUGA